AGAAGAACUGAUGCUGCGCGGCAUGAAGCAGACGGCCGAGGCCGAAGCACUGGCCCUCUCGAGUGGGACGGCUGAGGAUAAAACUGACCGAGGUCGUGGUGGUGCCUACGACCUGGACGACGAAGAUGUCGAGUCGGAGAACCAAGGCGCCAUCGAAGGAAACGAUUUGCCUGACGAGGCGGCCGGAGGUACCGGCCUGGAUGGAGGAGGUCUACGAGGAGGUCGCUCUCGAGCUCUACGCCUGGAACAGCGUUUUGGUCUUCCCGACCUUCGCGAAGAUGAAGUUCACAAACAGACUCUGUGCUUGGAAGCCUAUCAGUGCGCCCUUGUUCAGUUGAAACAAGAUCAUCUCGACCGUCGUCAAGGCCUGGUCGUUGGCAUGCCAGCUGUACAGAGUCGCUGGGCGGCCUGGGAAGCUCUUAAGCGUAUCGUUUAUCACAGACAGUCCCAAGUUAAUCAGUACAUGGAGGCAAUAAAACAAAGUGAGCUAAUUAAUAAAUAUCAUAAGUUAGUAGGGUUUCGAGACUACCAGUAA
Molecule: messenger RNA, 535 nt
Organism: Protopolystoma xenopodis
Lineage: Eukaryota; Metazoa; Platyhelminthes; Monogenea; Polystomatidea; Polystomatidae
Source: the annotation of a GenBank genome assembly